AUGGAGCAGAACGGGCACACCAAGGCGGUCGAGAUCAAAAAAGAGACCAGCUUGAUCAAUAUCCUGGUCGUGUCUACGGCUUGCCUCGGCGGCUUUGUCUACGGGUAUUCGGCCAAUGUCAUCUCGGGCAGCGUGGCUCAAACCACGUUCAUUGCCAAGUUCCUGUCCACACCUGAUGCAACUGCGCGGACGGAUGGCAUGCUGGGAGGCUUCCUGGGAGGUGCCAUGGUUGGCUCUCUCGUCCAGGCCCCUCUGGCCAACCGCUUCGGACGGCGCAUUGCCAACGGUGCAGCGGCCGCGCUGGUUAUCUUAACGGGCGCGCUGCAGGCGGGCGCGGUCAACGUGGCCAUGUUUCUCGCUGCGCGAGUGCUGAACGGCGUAGGCGCAGGCAUGGUGCUCGCUAACAGUCCCGUGUACAUGUCCGAGGUUUCGCCGCCGCAUACCCGCGGACUGCUGGUAGGAUUGCAAGGCGUGGGCAUUGUGUCUGCGUACAUCCUGUGCUCGCUCUUGGCCCUUGCGUUCAGCUUCGUGACGGCCGAGUACCAGUGGCGACUGAACUUCAUCGUCCUCGUCGGCGUUGCCAUCCUGCUUCUCGUGUCGCUCUUCUUCAUCCCCGAGUCGCCUCGGUGGCUGAUGGACCAGGGCCGGGACGACGAUGCGCUGGCGGUGCUGGAAUACCUCCACCGGACCAAGAGCGACCCCGAUGCCACCCUGGCUCACGCUGAGGCGAAGCAGAUCAAGGCGCAGGUGGAGUUGGAGAAGACGCUGCCCAAGGGGUUCAUCUACAUCUUCAGCACUCCUCACCUGCGCAAGAGGGCGUUCUGCUCCAUCAUCCUGUGGACCAUGGGCCAGGGAACCGGCAUCACGGCCAUUGCCAAUCUGAUCCCAUCCCUCAUGGGCACGCUCGGCUUCGGCACGACGAUGCAGCUGGGGCUGGGGGUGGUCUGGACGAUCUGCGCUGUCGUUGGCUGCGGGAUCAACGUGCUGCUGCUGGACCGAAUUGGGAGAGUUAAGCUUUUGGUAAUCGGCGGAUUCGGCAGCGCCGCCAUCCUCAGCACCAUGGCAGCAUUGAUCAAGUACUAUCUCAACUCGACGUACAAGCCCGGAAUCAACGCCGCCGUGGCACUGUACUUCAUCUUCGGCGCCUUCUUCACCUCGACGAUCGAGUGCACGUCGUACGUGUACGGGUCGGAGAUCUGGCCGACGCACCUGCGCAGCGAGGGCUCGACGCUGGCGUAUGGCAGCUUCUUCGGCAAUGCGAUUGCGUACAGCGCGCCUGUGGCCGUGGCGUUGGCGAAUAUUGGCUGGAAGUUCUACCUGGUGUUUGUGUGUGUGACGGUUGUGACGACGGUGAUCAUCCUGUUCUACUUUCCGGAGACCAUGGGCCUCAGCUUGGAGGAGAUCAACGCGCAAUUCGGCGACUCGGUCGAACUCAACCUGCAGGACGCUUUGGCGAAGGAGAUUGCGGACAAGGAGGAGAAGGCCGUCUGA
Messenger RNA from Rasamsonia emersonii CBS 393.64, 1491 nucleotides. RefSeq lists its product as uncharacterized. The record is from RefSeq and is a predicted model, not a curated record. Gene Ontology annotation, biological process: carbohydrate transport; transmembrane transport. The coding region runs from base 1 to 1491 and encodes 496 amino acids. Gene Ontology annotation, molecular function: carbohydrate:proton symporter activity. Gene Ontology annotation, cellular component: membrane. The transcript has 5 exons. NCBI's taxonomy places the organism in Eukaryota, Fungi, Ascomycota, Eurotiomycetes, Eurotiales, Trichocomaceae.